Messenger RNA from Pygocentrus nattereri (red-bellied piranha), 840 nucleotides. It is a transcript of the gene rpl6, whose product is annotated as ribosomal protein L6. NCBI's taxonomy places the organism in Eukaryota, Metazoa, Chordata, Actinopteri, Characiformes, Serrasalmidae. Gene Ontology annotation, cellular component: ribosome. The coding region runs from base 21 to 800 and encodes 259 amino acids. The transcript has 6 exons. Gene Ontology annotation, biological process: translation. The record is from RefSeq and is a predicted model, not a curated record. Gene Ontology annotation, molecular function: structural constituent of ribosome.
UCUGUGAUCUUGCAUUUCAGAUGGCUGAAGGGGAUAAAAAGAAGGUUUCCCGCAAGCGGCACUGCAGCCGCAACCCUGUCUUGGCCAGGGGUAUCGGCCGCUUCUCCCGAUCUGCUAUGUUUGGCCGGCGGGCCAUGUAUAAGAGGAAUACCAAGGCAACUGAAACUACGGUUGAGAAGAAGCAAAAGGUGAAGACCCCUACCACAGUUGUCAAGACUGUCGGCGGAGACAAGAAUGGAGGCACUCGUGUCGUCAAACUGCGCAGAACGCCCCGUUACUACCCCACUGAGGAUGUUGCUCGCAAGUUGCGGAGUCAUGGGAUCAAGCCCUUCAGCCAGCACAGGAGGAAGCUGCGCUCCUCCAUCACCCCUGGAACUGUGCUCAUCAUGCUCACUGGGCGACACCGUGGCAAGCGGGUGGUCUUCCUCAAGCAGCUGGCCAGUGGUCUCCUCCUCGUCACCGGUCCCCUGGCAGUCAACAGAGUUCCCCUGCGCAGAGCUCAUCAGAAGUUCUGCAUCGCCACAUCCACCAAGGUGGACAUUUCCAGUGUCAAGAUCCCCAAGACCCUGACCGAUGCUUAUUUCAAGAAGAAGAAGCUCAGGAAGCCCAAACACCAGGAGGGAGAGAUCUUUGACACAGAGAAAGAGAAGUACCAGCUGACAGAGCAGCGUAAGGAAGACCAGAAAGCAGUGGAUUUACAGCUGUUGCCCCUCAUUAAGAAGGUUCCUCAGCUGAAGGGAUACCUGCGCUCCCAGUUCUUCUUGUCCAAUGGAGUGUACCCUCACAAACUGGUUUUCUAAAGAAAUAUUAAUAAACAGUGGUUCCAACCCGUUAACCCAA